Messenger RNA from Sardina pilchardus (European sardine), 960 nucleotides. RefSeq names its product germ cell-specific gene 1-like protein. Gene Ontology annotation, cellular component: plasma membrane. Bases 1 to 960 code for a protein of 319 amino acids. The record is from RefSeq and is a predicted model, not a curated record. The transcript has 5 exons. NCBI's taxonomy places the organism in Eukaryota, Metazoa, Chordata, Actinopteri, Clupeiformes, Clupeidae.
AUGGGGCUGGAGCGCGGCCGACGAGCCUGUCUCGCACUCACGCUGAACUUUGUGGCGUUGGCGCUGGCCGUCUCGGCGGUCACCACCCCCUACUGGUGCGAGGGCACGCGCAAGGUGGUCAAGCCCUUCUGCGAGGGGCCGGUGACUGCGGUCAAGCAGACCCACUGCAUCCGCUUCAACAGCUCCAACAUCAACGACAGCCGGCAGGUGCAGUACAUCUACGAGACGGGCGAGGACAAGUUCCUCAUGAGGAAGUUCCACACGGGCAUCUGGUUGUCCUGCGAGCAGGCCGCCGACAAUAUCGGCUUCACUUGUCGAGACUUUUCAGAGAUUGCACCUGAACGGGAGCGAGGAGUGCUGUGGCUCUGCAUUGUAGCAGAGUGUCUGUACAUCUCCCUGCUGUUCAUAGGCGGAGCCCUCAUGUCUUUGGAGAUGUGCCACUGCUGUAACAUGAUGAACAGGCUCAAGCUGAACGCCUUUGCGGCCCUGUGUACAGCCUUGUCAGGUCUCUUUGGGAUGUUGGCUCACAUGAUGUUCACGACAGCCUUCCAGCUGGCAGUCAUGAUUGGUCCAGAGGACUGGAGGCCCAAGACGUGGGACUACAGCUGGUCCUACCUUUUGGCGUGGGCAUCCUUCGCCACCUGCAUGGGCUCGGCGGUGACGGCGCUGAACCGCUACACCAAGACCAUCAUCGAGUUCAAGUUCAAGCGGAAGCACAUCGAGAAGAACCUGCGCAUCAAGCAGAAGCUGCUGGAGCUGGACCUGCCCGACCAGCUGCAGGUGUGGGACAUGUACCUGCCCCCUGGGCCCGCGCUGGACCUGCCCGGGCCCGAGCCGUCGUCACCGCCGCCACACCUACCCAGCGCCAACGGCUUCAAGCCUCCCAGCGGCCAGUCCGACCUGCUCGACCUGGACCUGAACGGAGACAUGGAGCUCCCAGGAGAGGAGGAGUACUGCUGA